Molecule: messenger RNA, 1749 nt
Organism: Adineta steineri
Lineage: Eukaryota; Metazoa; Rotifera; Eurotatoria; Adinetida; Adinetidae
Source: the annotation of a GenBank genome assembly
AUGUUUUCUCGAGUAGCCAUUCAUCUAACACGUUGUAAUUCAGCAUCACUUCGAAGUUCUCGACUUGUUUUACCUUCACAUCCUUAUCGUCGUUUAUUUGAACUACCACGACGUGGUCAGAUACGCCCAUGGUACCGUCGUUUUUGGCCAUUAACCAUUGCAUUUACUGUUGUUUCAACUGGUAUACCAAUUGGUUAUAUUGUUUACAAAGAUUUUCUACAAGAAUCAUGGAUGAAAAAAGAUAAAACAUCAGAAGAAAAUUUCGAUGAAAAUAGUGAAUCUGUAUCUCAAUCUGAACUUGAUACACUUCUUUCACAAACUCAACAAUUACUUAAUUCUGAACUUUAUUUAAAUCGUUCGUCUGCCUUUAUUGUACCUAUACGUUUAUUCUUUCGUACAUUAAAACUUAUUAUUAUCUUUACUCCUGUUAUUAUUUUCUAUUUCAUCCAAGACAAAUUUGCUCCACAUUUAUAUGAAAAAUGGUGUUUUACGCUUCGACGAUCAUUUGAAUUUUGUGGUCCUUGUUUUAUUAAACUUGGUCAAUGGAUGGCAACUCGUCCUGAUUUAUUCUCUACUCAAUUUUGCUCAAUAUUUAAUGAACUUCAUUCAAAUGCUCCAGUACAUUCAGAAUCUCAGACACGAAAAUUAUUACAUGAUAAUAAUAUACAUAUAAAAUCUACAUCAACAGAUUUUCUUUCUAAACCAUUAGCAAGUGGUGCAAUAGCACAAGUUUAUCGAUGUAAAGUUGGUAAUCUUGAUUUAAUAAUGAAAGUUCGUCAUCCAAAUGUUCAAAAUAAAAUUUAUUAUGAUUUAAAAAUAUUAAAUAUUUUUACACGUGUAUUAACAAAAUUCUCAAGAGAUCAAUUUAAAUGGCUUAAUCUUGAAGAUAAUAUUCAUUCAUUUACAAAAAAUAUGUUAUUACAAACAAAUUUAGUGAUUGAAACAAAAAAUUUACAAAUAUUUGAAAGAAAUUUUGAAAAAUAUAAAUCAAAUAUACGUUUUCCACAUGUUGAUCCAUCAUUACCAUCAACAAAAGAUAUUCUCUUUCAAACUUAUGAAAAUGGACAAAUAUUAAAUGAUUUUAUGGAUACAUGCAAAGAUCCAAAAAUUCGAAAGAAAUUAGCAUAUCUCGGUGUUAAUGCUUAUUUGAAAAUGCUUUUUGUUGAUAAUUUUAUUCAUGCUGAUCUACAUCCGGGUAAUAUUCUUGUUCAUCUUAAUGAAAAAUCACCUCAUGAACCAAUAAUAAUAUUUCUUGACGUUGGUUUAACAUCUUCACUUAGUCGAAGUGAUAAAAAGAAUUUUUAUGAUUUAUUUCGUGCAAUAGCAAAUUAUGAUAGUACAGAAGCAGCAACAUUAAUAAUUGAACGUGCACCAAAUGCAAAAGAAAUCGAUGAACAAUCAAAAAUUGGUUUUCGAAAAGAAAUGGCUGUCUUAAUUGAAGAUGUUAUUCGAACACCAUUAAAACAAGUUGAAGUUGGAUUAGUUUUACGUAAUGUAUUAGAUUUAGGAAAGAAAUAUCAUAUUAAAUUAGAAUCAAAUUUUACAACACUUGCUCUUGGAACAAUUAUUAUUGAAGGUAUCGGUAGACAACUUGAUCCAGAUCUAGAUUUUGUUAGUGCUGCAAGACCAUUUUUACAAAAAGAUUUUCGACUUGUUAAAAGUUAUUUAAAUGGAGUUUUUCAACGAAAUAUUGCUAAUACAUCGUGGUGGUCACGAUUAUUUAAUAAAACUGAACAAAAUUUAGCUUAA